GACGUCACUUUCCCGCAAAUGCUGUUCCUUUCUUUUCUUUUCCUCUUUCAUCUCUGUAUCGAAUCCUUCGUGUCUCUCGAUUUCUCGACAUUAAAGUUUCACUCUCCCAUACGAAUCAUCGCGUAACCUUUGUACCAACAAAAUGAUGUCAGCUCGGUCCAUGAUGGCCCUGCGCACUGCGCACACCAGCAAGAUCAUCCUCGGACGAGGUUUUUUUACUACAUCAACACGUCUCGGUCUCAAGGAGUCAUCUACCCAAACCGACGUCGACUACGACAAGCACAAGCAAGACUCCCUCAGGAAGCAGAAAGAGGGCAGCGGCCACUGGAAGCCUGAGCUCGCCUCAGACAGCGAGGAGGCCGUCAAGGCAGACCGAUCGGACAUUGAUCCUGCCAAGGAUAUUAAGAACCUCCAAGAGCGAACCAAGAAGGCUGCUGAGGAGACUCACAAGGCCGGUACCAGCACACGGGAUAACAUGUAAAGAACUGUUAUGA
Fusarium oxysporum Fo47 is the source of this 494-nucleotide messenger RNA. RefSeq lists its product as uncharacterized. The transcript has 3 exons. The record is from RefSeq and is a predicted model, not a curated record. Bases 143 to 481 code for a protein of 112 amino acids. NCBI's taxonomy places the organism in Eukaryota, Fungi, Ascomycota, Sordariomycetes, Hypocreales, Nectriaceae.